This is a messenger RNA of Caenorhabditis briggsae, 999 nucleotides long. The transcript has 6 exons. The coding region runs from base 1 to 999 and encodes 332 amino acids. NCBI's taxonomy places the organism in Eukaryota, Metazoa, Nematoda, Chromadorea, Rhabditida, Rhabditidae. The record is from RefSeq and is a predicted model, not a curated record. Gene Ontology annotation, cellular component: nucleus. Gene Ontology annotation, molecular function: DNA binding.
AUGGGCAGAAAGAAGAAGAAGAUCGAUAAGCCAUGGUGCUGGUAUUGUAACCGAGAAUUUGACGAUGAGAAAAUCCUCAUUCAACACCAGAAAGCAAAACAUUUCAAAUGCCACAUUUGUCACAAAAAGUUGUUCAGCGGACCCGGCUUAUCCAUUCAUUGUAUGCAGGUGCACAAAGAAACGAUAGACAAAAUUCCGGCUGCGGUGCACGGUCGAGACAAUAUUCAUGUAGAAAUAUAUGGGAUGCAAGGAAUACCAGCCGGUGCUUAUCGAGGAGCAGCUGAUGAUGAACCGGAUGAAAAACGCUCUAAAAUGGAUUCUGGGCAGCCACCCAUGCCUGCUCCAAUGCCAUUUCCACAGCAUUUUCCUUAUCCAGGGAUGCCUCCAAUGCCUUCUGGUCCACCUCCUCCGCAAAUGGGAUACGGAAUGCCACCAAUGCCUCCUCACGGAAUGAUGCCACCGCCAGGAAUGCCCGGUGCCUAUCCACCACCACGGCCUUAUCAGCCACCGCCAGGAGCCCCAGGAGUUUAUAUGCCACCUCCUGGCAUGCCAGGAGCUUAUCCACCACCACGUAUGCCAAUGGGCGGACCACCUGGUGGACCACCAAUGCCAGGAGCCCCACCUCCGAGGAGCAGGUUCGAUCAACCUGAUGGUGAUCGGUGGGGAGCUCCACCGCGUGGACCAAGAACGCCACAAUAUGAAGAUGAUAGAGACAAUCAAGAUUAUCGAGCACCUGAUGAAUAUCACCAAGGAGGUUAUGAAGACCGAUUCAGAGAAGGUGAUCGCGGGAACCUUCCAGGAGGAAGCCGGUUCGAGGCUGUCAAAUCAGAACCAGAGCCGGUAACAAGUGCCACAUCAGCAAAAGUCGCUGCAGUUGCGGCUGUAGCAUCUAAGCUCGGAUCACGUACUCGAAUUGUGCAUCCUGAUGAUCAUUCACUAUCUCUAGAAGAAAGACGUGUCAAAAUGUUAUUUGAAAAGCGCGCCAACUCGUAUCACUGA